UCUUCUCAUAUUUAUUAAAGACACAAGUUUGAAAAAAAAUAUACAAUGGUUCUGGAAUUUGUGUGAAGAACAUGUGAUUAAAAUGGAUUUUACUCUUUUAUUCUUUUCUUUAGUAUCGUUAUUUCCAUUAGCACAAUGCGGAGCAAGUUUACAAAUUAUAAAAAAGGUGGAUGAAACAUUUAUACCCUUAUCUUCAUCAGAUCCCCGUUUUUGUCUCGUGGAGGAGAAGGUUGGGGAACAUUUUUCUCUGCUUUGUGAGUUAGUCUUUCCUCGCAAUGAGUCAGGAUAUGAUGGACAUAUCUCUUGGAUCAAAAAAUCCAACAGAUUCAAUGCUACAGUUGAUUUUGACCAACUAAUGAAUUCGAAUCUGGAGGAUUUUUAUGAUACCUUGGCUCCAAGCGAGCUUAAUAAGGCAGAAAAGAAAUUUGAUCCAUUGAAAGUCAGUGACAAUGGGAGUUAUAUCUGUUUUACUUUAAAGUACAAAAAAUAUGUUAAUAUAGAUGUAAUGGUACGUAGUGACGAAAGAAUGAAAAUACCAAUGAUGUUCAAAGAACCUAAGUUCUGUACUGAUACUAUGUUUAAAUGUGUGUCUAAUGGCCUUUGUGUAAUACCCCACUAUGUGUGUGAUGGAAGAGCUGAUUGUAAGGAUGGAUCUGAUGAGAGCUUUGAAAAUUGUAAAGGAGACCCUUGUAAAGAUAAGCUGAAAUGUGAUGAUGGAAGAUGUAUACCAACUGCUUGGUGUUGUGACAGAAAUGUAGAUGCUAAUUGUACAGUUACAAAUAGACCUCAGUGUUGUCAGGUACCGUCAGAAUCGUAUGGAGAACUAGAAUAUGGGCUUCCAAAUUUAACUGCAAUACAACAAAGCAAUGCAAAUGCAAAAUAUCUGUUUAUUUCAGUUUGCAUUCUGAGUAUACUCUUUUCACUGGUUCUCUUGCUUUUGAUCCUAUCUAAAGUGAUGAUAUUCGCCAAAAAAACAGCUUUACAACAGAGACAUUGUCCUCCGAAUGUGGCAUACUACCAUCAAGGUUCUGCGAGAACAGGCAGGGACCAGAGCAUAGCUAUGUGCCACAUUCCGUAUAACUUUUACUCCUUCCGAGACAACCUCAGAGAUGCAUCAAGGAAUUUACCAUCAGAUGAGGCAGACAUGGGAAACCCCCUCCUGGAAAUCCCUGGAAGAAAUAUGGAUGAUAGACCUCCAGCUUAUGGAGAGCUUGAGCAAAAUAAUCAAUAUUCUGAACCACCUCCUCCAUAUACCAGUCAAGAAGUGUUGAAUCAAGAGAGGAAUUGAAGUUGUACCUAACUUACCUUGACGCAAAUUGGAAUGAAUGAGACGUUUGUAUGUACAUUGUUGGGAAUGUUUUUUGAAGAAUUUUUCUUCUGGAAUAUUUCAUAUUGCAAGGUCUGCUUCAGAAAAAUUGUUUAGAUUUUUCUGUAAUAACUUUGUUUUACUCCACUGCUUUCAUCUCAUUACUAGACUGACAAACCCUGUUUAUUGGGACUGAUGAAACUAUUUUUGUAGAUAUAUUUUAGUUAGGAAGGGAAAGUAUUGAAAUUGUUCAUUAUCCUUUUUUAGGCGUUUGAAACUCAUAUCAUAAAAUUACCAGGAAAGAAAAUUUAUGAACAUAUCAGUAAUUACAUAUCUCUUGGUUUUUGAUAUUUUUAGCAAUUUAUCUUUGUGAUUUUAUUACUCUUGAGAUUAUAUGAAUUUAUCUUUGACAUAUCCUGUAACUUUGUGUUGUCUUAUAUUCUAUUGGAGUUGUAUACUAUGUUAUUGUCUAUGAUUUAUGUGUAAAUAUCAUUGGAAUCUUGAAAAUAAAUAAACAGUAUUCUUCAUAAAACAUAAUUGUAAGGUUCAACUAAGUCCAUUCAAUAUGUAGAAGUGAUAGAAUAACUUAUUUUGGUUUGUUGUUCUGGAAAAAAGACAAUAUGAGACUUAUGCCGACCAGUACAAAUAUGCUGAAUAAAGUUAUUUUAU
Molecule: messenger RNA, 1975 nt
Organism: Harmonia axyridis
Lineage: Eukaryota; Metazoa; Arthropoda; Insecta; Coleoptera; Coccinellidae
Exons: 6
Coding region: 83-1288 (401 amino acids)
Cellular component (GO): plasma membrane
Molecular function (GO): protein binding
Source: RefSeq, a predicted model, not a curated record